AUGCAUUUUUCGUCAUGGCUUCUUUGUGCUGGCAUUCUCUCCACGACCGUAUCGGCAUUUUACCCAGUUAAGUUACCACCAUCGGAUAACCCGAGCCUCCCGGACUCGUCCCGCCGACGGUUUUUCCCAGUCCCUCUCCCGAAAGCGCCUUCGCAAGAUGAAAAGAAGCCAUUGACAUUAGACCUUGUGAGGUCCCGGCGCAGGGUUCGCCGCGAUAAUAAAUACAGUGCCGUCAUGGGAUCAGACCCGACGAUGGAAAAUAGUGCCGCUAUACAUCAGGAUGGCAACGAUUAUUCGUACUUCUCAACCGUCAAAUUCGGUUCUAGGGGCCAACCAAUGUGGCUACUCUUGGACACAGGAGCAUCUGAGUCCUGGGUGAUGUCUUCGAAUUGCACUGCUGAAGCCUGCCUCCGACAUAAUAGCUUUGGAGUCGAGGAUUCGGAUACGCUCAACGUCACGCAGAUAGAUUGGAAUGUCACUUACGGCACUGGGCGUGUGGAAGGUGUCAUCGUGGAAGAUAAGGUGUCGCUGGCUGAUUUUGAACUGCAGCUAGCAUUUGGCUCGGCAUUGAACGCUUCAGACGACUUUCUCAGUUACCCAAUGGAUGGCAUUCUCGGACUAGGGCCAUCAACGGUUGCAAGCGUACCCACGCUUUUGCAGUUGAUAAAGGAGAAGAAGUUGUUCAGCAAGACCAUUCUUGGCAUCAGCUUGCAGCGAGCUGGCGAUGGCGCCACUGACGGGCAGUUGACCUUUGGCGACGUCGACAAAAGUUCGAAGAAGGGUGAUGGCUACUUUAACAUCCCCUGCGAUACAGCCCUUUCGAUGGAGUUCGUUUUCUAUGGAGCGAAAUGGACCGUAUCACCCAAAGACUACGUCGGAACUCGAUUGCCGCUCGCAAAUAUGCAAAGCCCUGUGACUCACGGAAAAAUCUACAUCUCCUGGCACCACUUCAACGGUGAAACCAAACAUCGAGCCGACUGUGUCCCCUGUUCCUCCUCGAAAUAUGGGCAAUAA
Messenger RNA from Uncinocarpus reesii 1704, 1014 nucleotides. RefSeq lists its product as uncharacterized. The transcript has 5 exons. The record is from RefSeq and is a predicted model, not a curated record. NCBI's taxonomy places the organism in Eukaryota, Fungi, Ascomycota, Eurotiomycetes, Onygenales, Onygenaceae. The coding region runs from base 1 to 1014 and encodes 337 amino acids. Gene Ontology annotation, biological process: proteolysis. Gene Ontology annotation, molecular function: aspartic-type endopeptidase activity.